Molecule: messenger RNA, 1979 nt
Organism: Bufo bufo (common toad)
Lineage: Eukaryota; Metazoa; Chordata; Amphibia; Anura; Bufonidae
Gene: IFT57
Product: intraflagellar transport 57
Exons: 12
Coding region: 140-1369 (409 amino acids)
Biological process (GO): non-motile cilium assembly; intraciliary transport
Cellular component (GO): centrosome; intraciliary transport particle B; Golgi apparatus
Source: RefSeq, a predicted model, not a curated record
CGCCCGUUGCCAUAGGAAAGAGAUUAACGAAAGCUGACGCGCUGGGAGAGAGAAUAACGGGGACGCCCUUGCUGUUACCGAGAAAGACAAGUUUAUACCGCUUUUUUCAAUUCCUUCAAGUAAAAGGCCAUUGAUUGAAAUGACUGAAGACGGGAGGAGAAUGGAAGAGGAGGAACGUGGCCCUGGCGCCGUCUUCCAGGUGUUUGUCCUCAUGGAGGACUUGCUGGAGAAACUGAAACUUCUUGAUUUUGAAGAGGAUUUACUGAGAAGGCACAAUAUGCGGCCAAUAUCUCGGCUAUAUUUUGCAGUACCAACCAACCCUGGGGAACAGUUCUACAUGUUCAGUACUCUUGCUGCAUGGCUUAUAAAUAAAGCUGGACGUGAUUUUGAACAGCCCCAAGAAUACGAUGACCCAAAUGCCAUCAUUUCCAAAAUUCUUGCAGAGCUGCGUUCAUUUGGUGGUACCGCAGAUUUCCCCCCCUCUAAACUAAAGGCAGGCUAUGGAGAACAAGUCUGCUAUGUCCUUGACUUCUUGGCAGAAAGAGCCUUAAAACAUAUAGAUUUUACAUGGAAGAGACCAAGCUACCCGUCAGAGGAACUGGAAGAAGAGGUUGUGGCGGAAGACGACGCAGAGCUAACGUUGAAUAAGAUCGAAGAUGAAAUUGCUGAGGAAGAUUCAGAUAAUGAUGAAGAACAGUUCAUAGAUUUAAAUGUUCUUAAGGCGCAAACUAGCAAAUUGAAUGAAUCUUCUAAGCCAGGAGAGAUUUUGGAAUCCAAUACAGAUGCAGCAGAGUGGUACCUGGAGGUGGAGCGGGUUCUCCCUCAGUUAAAGGUGAUCGUCAGAACAGACAAUAAGGACUGGAGGGCUCAUGUGGAUCAAAUGCAUCAACACAAAGAUGGCAUGGAAACCUCCUUAAGUGAAACAAAGGGAUAUCUGGACAAGCUCCACAGCGAAGUCAGCAAGACCUUGGAGAAGGUGGGCAGUCGUGAGAAGUAUAUCAACAGCCAGCUAGAUCCCAUGAUCCAGGAGUAUCGGGCUGCACAAGCCCAAAUGAGCGAGUUAAAAGAGCAACACCAACAAGUAACUGAAAAGGUGACAGAAAAGACACGAAUCCUGUCAGAGCUAAAUGAAGAGUUAGAGAAGGUAAAGCAGGAAAUUGAAGAAAAGGGAAGCAGCAUUUCAGAUGGUGCCCCCCUUGUGAAGAUGAAGCAAGCCUUAACAAAGCUGAAGCAGGAGAACGUACAAAUGGACAUUAGGAUCGGGGUUGUGGAACACGCGCUGCUGCAGUCAAAGCUGAAAGAAAAGUCAAACAUGACGCGAGACAUGCACGCUGCAGUUAUUCCAGAAUCUUCCAUUGGAGAUUAUUAAUUAUCAGGCUUUAUUAUACUAUAAAUAAACAUAAUGAAAAAUAAAAAUCUAGUAAAUUAACAGCACCCAUUACCUCUAGGAAAAUAGCGCUGGACCACAGAAUAAAAAAAACAUAUCCUCUUUAUUUUUAUAGAUGAACCAAUGCAAAGAGACUGGGUGAGGAAAAAAAAAUGGGUAAUCACAUACGUGUCGGUGAAAAGAAAUAGUUUGCAUAUAAACAUACAACGCAAAACAGUCGAAUGUCCCAAAAAGUAUAGGGAAAUAGACGAGGGAAUAAAAGUGCAAGCGCAGAGAAAAUCUACCAGAGCUCACCCGCAACACUCGCCCACCGUUCUACAGUUUAUAAACCUAUAAAUCUAGAUGUAAAAUCCUUCAUUAUGCAGUACAGGGUUCCUGUACUUCUGUGGAAGAAUUAUUAUGGCUCAAUAAAAAACUAAAAUGCCAAGGUCUAAGUGUCUACGUGUCUUCACAGAACAGCGCCAGCAAAGCAAUGACCCAGCAUCAGAAGACCUUCCCACUUCAUGGCACUGGCUCUGCCCUACUGUACUCGGUUUUGGGGAGAGGUAGUUUAUUUCCCCCCGUGGAUACGCUACCUCCUCAAUGUAGCUAG